ACAGACAAUGAAGACAGUCACUGAAAACCAGGAGCUCUGUUGGCAUAACUGAGAACAUCAAGGACGAGCACAAGGACAGAGGCCCGGCUGCCCAUGGACAAGGCUGAUUUCUCAGAGCGUAAGGCUUCCAAGCAACGGGAGGGCUUCCCUGACGAUGGGGGUUCCUCCCAAACUAAGCUACACGCUGACCACAAUUUUUCCUCGGAAAACAACAUCCUGGGUGUCUCAGAUCGAGUGAUUCCAACAGCAGAGGACCCUCAAGAGAGGGCUGCCCAUGAAAUGACGUGCAGAAAUGCAGGCGCGGUUAUGACUCUGGGUAAAACGACUGAACGCGCUGCCAAGAAAAAAUCUGAUGAAGAGCAAUGCUGCCCCCCAACUCUUCACAUCCCAGCUAAGAAGGGCGACCGUUCAAAGUCAGACCUUUCUGAUGUUUUACAGCAUCAUCUUUCCAAAGAGCGUCUAAAAGUCCAAGGCAGUCAUUGUGAAACUCUCCCAGAGGUCUCCAGUGCGGACAGUCUUGAUGAAGCCAUUGUUAAAAGUUUUAUUUUGCAUUAUGUUAAGAGUUUUUGGCCAAAAGAACCAACCCCAGAACUCGCUGACCAGCUCAACCCCCUGAGGGAGGAUGACAUGGGCAGUGAGCCCCGCUGUUGCCCCACCAUGACAGCAGAAAACACCUCUGAGACAGAAGAGCCAGUGGCUGCGGGAGACGGCAGCCUUCCACAAAGUUCUACUUUUCUAACUAAAUCCAAGAGUCCAAGCAAUAAACAAAAAGGCUGCCAAGGGCAGAAACUGCAGACGGAACACACAAGAUCAGGCCCUGGGUUCAAAUAUGGCCAAGGCUGUUACCGGUUCUCUGAUCGCUCUAGUGUUGCUCCCCAAGUGAAAAUCCCUAAAAAUAAUACGAUUGAUAAACCACUUCUAACAGAUAAACAAGCCAGCUUUUCUCCUGAACUGAGAGCUGGAUUAGCUCUUGGGCAAGAAAUUCCAGAAGGCACGGCUAGGCCAGACAGUGCUGAGAAGGAAGAGCAGGAAAGGAAGACUGGGGACCCCUCCCAGCAGACAGAGAUGAAGCCUGCAACACACAGCCACCAAGAACAUCUCACAGGAUCCGAGACACGCCCCUGGAAGCUGUCAUCAACCUCUCAGAAAGACCCUUCCUUGAGUUCUUCCAUAUUCCAGAAGAUAUCCCAAGGGAGAGAGAUGUGCCAGAAGCUAAAAGAACAGACAGAUCAGCUGAAGACUAAAGUGCAAGAAUUUUCCAGAAGCCUAGCACAGGACUCCCCCAGCUACGAGCAAGACGAGAGGCUGGAGCUGCAGAAACUGCAGGCCCAUCUGGAACUGCUGAAGCAGGAGUUUGUGGCUGAGGAGCAGCUGACUUUGGAACAGCAAGUCCACAAGCCUAAAUCGCCAGCUGUCAGUGACUAUGACCCCAAAAGGAAAGCGGAAGGUGAAGUCUCCAGGAUGGAGAUGCUACUUGAAGAUGUUGAAGGGAAGGUUGAUGAAGGCAAACACACUUCAGCUGGCUCUCUUCCCGAGAGUUCUCCAACCCUCCCAGGUGGCCUGCUAUCCACAUCCUCUCCACCCUCAGAUGAGGACCCCCGCCACACCUCCGCCUCCGGAAGGCAGCAAUGUGCAGAGAUAACCGGCCAGAGCUGUGCCUUCUGCCACUGGGUCCUCGAAUGGAAGCAAACCCUGGAGAAAGGCCACAGAAGGACCAGCUGUGGAGGGCUUCCCAUUGCCCUUCAGGAAAAGGCACCUCAUCCAGACUCACUUCUCAGUGCCGAUACAGGACUCAGCGGCUCUUCUGCUCCCGGCGCUGGGCUGCAGAGCACCUGCGAGAGCUGUGGCACUAGGACUCCCAACUGCCCCAGAGGCGGCCGGAAAGAACCACUUAAAGAAUUUCAUUACAGAUAUGACACCCCGGGACAGAAUUACUUAAAUCAUAGCGAAGGAAGAGCCUUUGUCCAGUUCCGCUUUUUAAAUGAAAAUAAGAAUUCUCCACCUUCUUAUUCAGAACCAAACUGGAUCUGUUCCCAGAGAGCAAAUUCAAAAUCUUCUCAAGAUGAGCGUGAGCCCAAACCAGGAAAAAAAAACCUUAAGGCUCCCAUGACCUCCGCUUCAGACCUGGCUACAUCCUCCCCGCAUUUCCACUCUGGUAGGGUUUCUGGAAGCCAAUCCUUAAGCAACGUUAGCAGUGACGAAGAAACGAAAUCUGAGGGUUUAGCCGCCUCUCUGGACCAUGCCCUGAGGACAGCAAACAUUUUGAAAGAAACAACUGAUCAAAUGAUCAGAACUAUUGCAGAAGAUCUCGCCAAACUACAGAGAUGGAGGAAUCGAUUGAAAUACUAGUUUGAUGCAAGGUGA
Molecule: messenger RNA, 2364 nt
Organism: Myotis daubentonii (Daubenton's bat)
Lineage: Eukaryota; Metazoa; Chordata; Mammalia; Chiroptera; Vespertilionidae
Gene: AKNAD1
Product: AKNA domain containing 1
Exons: 13
Source: RefSeq, a predicted model, not a curated record